CGCGGGACCUGAGUGGGUUAUGGCGGUUUUGAGUGUGAAGGGAAAUAACGGCAGGUGAAUGCUUAAAUAACCUUUGGAAAAAGUGCUGGUGCUAAAAAGAUGGAUUCUACACUGGGCUUCUUGGAUGGCAGAGGCAAAGCCUUUUCUCCAUAUGAUAGUUUGGAAAAUGGCAAGAGGUCAAGGGCAGCUGUGCUUGGAGUUAAGAGGAAAUUAAAUGAUUCAGUUGACCUCAGCAAAACAUUUCCACGAACGGUGAGACCUGCCCUCCAGAAGAUAGUUGCAGGAACAUACUGGAAUUUAGAGUCAUUUACAGGUGAUUCUCUGAACUCCUACUGUUAUUCUUCUGUGGCUUCUCAAAAUCUUCUCUUGCCAAAUCUUAGUGGUUCCUUCUCUUGCCCUGAGCCGGCCUCAAAUGUAUCAAGCAACUUUUGGAAUCUUUUAGGAGGUGACAACAAUUCAACUCUCCCCACUACAGUACGGAAUCCUAACAAAGCCAUACUGACAAUAGACAGCUUGACUACAGAGAUACUGGUGGCCAAUGACAUGGCUUGUAAGCUGCUAUGUUAUAGUAGCAAAGAACUGAUUGGUCAGAAAUUAUCUUCAUUCAUAUCAAAUUCCAUUCAUGGGCUGGAAGAAGCCCUGUGCGAAGAACAUCCAGAAGUUGAUGGACAAGUUGUGACUGUCUCUGGAAAAGUGAUUGAUGUUAUUGGCAAGGGUGGAGUACAGAUACCAGUGUCAUUCUGGAUGAAGCGCAUGGCUGGUGAAGAGAGAGAGUGCUGUGUUGUGGUGAUGGAACCUGUGGAGCGACUUACUGCUUCUGUCACAUUUGCGAACACUGGCAGAAUUUUAUCAUGUGACAGACCGUUUGCCUAUCUCCAUGGUUACGCAACUGAAGAAGAGAUUGUUGGUUUUUCAAUAACUGAUGUCAUACCUUCAGUAAAGAUACCCGCAUUGUGUAAGAAGAUACCAAAGAAUUUGAAAAUUCAGCGAGCUGUUGGCAGAGCUAAAGAUGGCAACACUUUUCCUCUCAGUAUUAAACUCAGCCUUAAAAUCCCAGAGAAACACGACACUGACAUUCAGAAUUGUAUUCAGGUAGCAGCAGGAUCUCAGGAUGAUGUGAAUCAAGCAAUCAAAGACCAAGAGACCGUUUUCUCUGGAGUUUUGUGGGUUUUUACUACCAUCAGUGGACUGAUCACUCUUCUGCCGGAUGGAGCAAUCCACAGUUUGAAUAAUAACUUUGCUCUUAUGUUGUUUGGCUAUAAGAAAGCGCAGUUGUUGGGCAAGAACAUUACCUUUUUAAUUCCUGGUUUCUAUGACUACAUGGACCCAAUAGAUGAUGGCUUUCUACCAUUACCUCCUUUGGAAGAUGAAAUAGAAUUGUGUUGUAAAGGUGAGGCAAGUGAAGGAGGGUGUCGUAAUUACACAGUGCUAUCUGACAAUAUGCCAGAAGACCACAAUGGUGCAGAUGGCAUAAACCUGCUUGGUGAUGACAUCAAGAUGUCUAAUAAUCCCCUUGCAGUAUCUGGCACAACAAGAAAAGAUCCAAGCCAGUUUGCUCCUGGAAAUCAAGCUCUUCUAAAACAGGGAAAACACUGUUGUGCAGGACCAAGUGUCCCAAUAUUUACUGGAACCAAUUCAAGGCAAAAUAGUGAUGGUAGCCUGCCUUCCACCAUGUCUUCUCCAAAAGUCACCUUGACUCUUUUCAAAAGGCCAGAGAGUGAUGACACAAGUGAAAUGAUUAUCCAGGCUAACCAACUUCAACCCAUAAAAGAAAACAGCAUUCUGUUGUCAUCUAUUACACCAGUUGGUUCAAAAGGUACAGACAGAUUUGUAUCUCAAAGUGUAGAAGUAAAUAGUGAGGAGACCAAGGAACAUUUGGAUUCAAGGGACUUCACUGUGCCACAGUGCUCUGUUGCUGUGUGUCAACAGUGUCCAGUCUCAAAGGCUUUUGCAGUAUCCUGUCAUGAAGGAGUGGGUGCACAUCUUUUGCCAAUAUGCCAUCGCCAAACCAGUAUGUCAGGAGAUAAAUCACCCUUUUCAAAUCAAGAUGGCAAUUUUAUUCAACAGUAUGGCAAUAUCUGCAAUUCUCCAGGGACUCCUACCCUGGAUGAAAAGUUGCCUGGAGGUGGCACAUGUACAUGCAGAAUUCACCUGAAACCUGACGAAGAUAAAAUCAUGCAUCGUAAUUGUCCUCCCAGUAAAUGUAAUGAAGUGGGCAUAACUAAUGAUGAAACUGCAUGGCAACAAGUCUUUUAUACACCUCGUAUGCCGUCUGAAAACCACAAUGAGCAACGCAAUGGCUACGAAGAAAGCCAUGUAGCAAUUACUUCUGCUGGAUUAAAUGCUCAAAUAAACCCAUCUGGAAGGAAACAUGAGCAAUGUGGCACAAAGAUUGCAAACCAGCCAGAGGUUGAUGUCAACCCAAUUCUUUAUGGUCUUAAAGAUCUAGAGCUCAGCAGUGAGUCUGAAGUUAUUUCUGUAGAUCAGUCUGGCACUUCUUGCACUACCUCAGAACUUCUCAGGACUCCAUCACCUUAUACAAUUGAUUCAGAUCUUGAAUCAGAACAUGAACAAAACAAAAUGAUUUUUCUGAAGGAAGUUGAUACAUCUUGCAAUUACCAAAGUAAAAAAUUAACUAGGCAGUGCAUGGGAGCAUCAGAUCGAUUCUCUGCUUGUCCAAGGAUGACUGGUGUUCUGCCUGAAGGAGCAAUUUACAGUCAGGGUCACCCCUGUAAUUGUGAAAUAAGUCCCAGCAAGCUCCCAAUGUGGCACAGUCCUUGUCUGGAAUUGACGGAAAGUAAGGAUGAAAUGGAGGGACAUGCAACAUCAACACCAAAAUCCCAGAGCUAUUGGAAUGGAAAGGCUUCCUUGAGGCCCAAAUAUGAAAUUAAUGAGGGAAACUUUAGUGGAAAUUGCUAUCACAGGGAUGGUUCUAGACUAUGUAUUGUGUUUCAGGUCAAACGUCUACAGUUGCAAGAUGGAGGAAAUUUAUAUUGUGUGUGGGUAAUGCGGGAUCAUACACAGAGUCGGAGAGAGGCUGCACUGAAGAAUCUUUUGAUGUCCACUCUGAAUAGCACACCUCUAUCUGCAGAGCAUUCUUUUAGCCUGGGAGAGGUUAUAAUGGAAACUGCUAAGUCGCAUGGUUUGAAGUAUUCAGAAGAUGUUGAGACAAUGGAAGCUUGUGAAGGAGAAUACUCUGAGUACUAUACCACUGUCAGCCCACUAGGGAAGGGAGCUUUUGGCUUUGUGUGGACAGCACGUCAAAAAGUUAGCCAAAAAGAGGUUGUGGUGAAGUUUAUUCGAAAGGACAAGAUCGUUGAGGACUGCUGGGUUGAUGACGUGGACCUAGGCAGAGUGAGUCAGGAAAUUGCAAUUCUAGCAAGACUCAACCAUCCCAACAUAAUUAAGGUACUUGAUGUGUUUGAGAACCUGAAUUUUUUUCAACUAGUGAUGGAGAAACAUGGAACUGGUCUGGACCUCUUUGAAUUCAUUGACCAGCAGCCAGACUUGGAUGAACCCUUAUCCAGCUUCAUAUUCAGACAGAUCGUGGCCGCUGUGGAUUACCUGCACAGUAAGCGCAUUCUCCAUCGGGAUAUCAAGGAUGAGAAUGUCAUUAUUGAUGAGAAUUUCACCAUUAAGCUUAUAGACUUUGGCUCAGCUGUGAAUUUGGAGCCUGGGAAAGUUUUUCGUACGUUUUAUGGAACAAUUGAAUACUGCUCUCCAGAGGUGCUGAUGGGAAACCCGUAUUCUGGAUCUGAGUUGGAGAUGUGGUCCCUGGGAGUGACCUUGUAUACCCUGGUCUUCGCAGAGAAUCCAUUCAGUGAUGUGGAAGAGACAGUAGCAGCUGUGCUAAGACCACCUUUCCAAGCCUCCAAUGAUUUUAUGAACCUGGUAUCAGCUAUGCUGCAGCCUGAGCCUUGCCUCCGUCUGACUUUGGAAGAACUAAUGAAGAACCCCUGGGUGACACAGCCAGUCAAUCUGUCUCUCUACACCUGGGAGGAAGUGUAUUCUGCCAAAGAAAGACCUACAAGCUGCUGUGCUAUGGCUGGAGACGACCGCGGGUCAUUCAUUCCCCCUCUGAAUGUUGCUAGCGCUGAGAAUGAAGCAAAAGCUGGCAAGUUUUGCUCUGCAGAUAACCUCCAUGCUGAACACUUGCACUGUGGUCUUUACAAAAAUGAUGAGAACACAGUGCCUGAAACACUGCCAUCUCCAGCAGAGUUGCAGUCUGACUUUGUAGAAUAGCUAGGACUGAGAAGAAAUUCUUCCACACCAAACCAGGACAUGGGUGGCUGCAUUUGCAACUCAGUUUUAACAUUUUUAAGGUCUGCACAGUGUGUUCUUUAAAUAUAUUGUUAGAAACAGUAGGGUUCCCAUUAUUCCUGUGAAAGGAGUAACUGCUGGGGAAAGUAGGAUCUAAUGUGGCUAAUAUAAUUUUCAAAACUUAAACAACUACUGUUUUGCGGCAGCCAUCCUAGACAGCUGUGUGAGUUGAAAUUGAGUAAUGAGGUGUGGUGGCUGGGAUUUUGUCAAAUCCUACUUACAUUAUGCACUUUGUCCAAAAAUUGUAACUUUUCUAUCCUUGGGACCUGAGGCAGUU
This is a messenger RNA of Mobula hypostoma (lesser devil ray), 4597 nucleotides long. It is a transcript of the gene pask, whose product is annotated as PAS domain containing serine/threonine kinase. Gene Ontology annotation, molecular function: ATP binding; protein serine/threonine kinase activity. Gene Ontology annotation, cellular component: nucleus; cytosol; cytoplasm. NCBI's taxonomy places the organism in Eukaryota, Metazoa, Chordata, Chondrichthyes, Myliobatiformes, Myliobatidae. The record is from RefSeq and is a predicted model, not a curated record. Gene Ontology annotation, biological process: protein phosphorylation; intracellular signal transduction; negative regulation of glycogen biosynthetic process. The transcript is spliced from 20 exons. Bases 100 to 4242 code for a protein of 1380 amino acids.